Diceros bicornis minor is the source of this 1192-nucleotide messenger RNA. RefSeq names its product P2Y receptor family member 10 (gene P2RY10). Gene Ontology annotation, cellular component: membrane. The transcript is spliced from 2 exons. Gene Ontology annotation, molecular function: G protein-coupled receptor activity. The coding region runs from base 1 to 1167 and encodes 388 amino acids. NCBI's taxonomy places the organism in Eukaryota, Metazoa, Chordata, Mammalia, Perissodactyla, Rhinocerotidae. Gene Ontology annotation, biological process: phospholipase C-activating G protein-coupled receptor signaling pathway; positive regulation of Rho protein signal transduction. The record is from RefSeq and is a predicted model, not a curated record.
AUGCACUCAACUUCCUCUUUCAACAACAAAUUUGUCAGUUAUCAGCAGUAUCCGUGCCACCCAGAGUUAGGCUUUUUUACCCCCAGAUCUCUGCCAAGAAAUAAGAGUGCUAAUACCGGCAAGGCUCCAGGGGAUCAUAGCUUCACGGCUUACUUUGAUGAUUAUACUGAAAAAUUCAUGAUGGGUGGCAACAGUACCAGUAAUGCUGAGACUGACUGCAAUGUCACUAAUGUGACAUUUCAGUACUCCCUCUAUGCAACCACCUACAUCCUCAUAUUCAUCCCUGGUCUUCUGGCCAACAGUGCAGCCUUGUGGGUUCUGUGCCGUUUCAUCAGCAAGAAAAAUAAAGCCAUCAUUUUCAUGAUCAACCUCUCUGUGGCUGACCUUGCUCACGUGCUGUCCUUACCCCUCCGGAUUUACUAUUACAUCAGCCACCAUUGGCCUUUCCAGAGGGCCCUUUGCCUGCUGUGCUUCUACCUGAAGUAUCUCAACAUGUAUGCCAGCAUUUGCUUCCUGACGUGCAUCAGCCUUCAGAGGUGCUUCUUUCUCCUCAAGCCCUUCAGGGCCAGAGAUUGGAAGCGUAGGUAUGAUGUAGGCAUCAGUGCUGCCAUCUGGGUCAUCGUGGGGACUGCCUGUUUGCCAUUUCCCAUCCUGAGAAGCACGGAUUUAGCCAACAACACUGAGUCCUGCUUUGCUGAUCUUGGUUACAAGCAAAUGAAUGCAGUGGCUUUGGUUGGGAUGAUUACAGUUGCUGAGCUGGCAGGAUUUGUGAUCCCAGUAGUCAUCAUCGCAUGGUGUACCUGGAAAACUACUAUAUCCUUGAGACAGCCACCAGUGGCUUUCCAAGGAAUCAGUGAGAGGCAGAAAGCACUGCGGAUGGUUUUCAUGUGUGCUGCAGUCUUCUUCAUCUGCUUCACUCCCUAUCAUAUUAACUUUAUUUUUUACACCAUGGUAAAGGAAACCAUCAUUAGCAGUUGUCCCAUUGUCCGAAGCACACUGUAUUUCCACCCUUUUUGUCUAUGCCUUGCAAGUCUCUGCUGCCUUUUGGAUCCAAUUCUCUAUUACUUCAUGGCCUCAGAGUUUCGUGACCAACUAUCCCGCCAUGGCAGUUCUGUGACCCGUUCCCGCCUCAUGAGCAGGGAGAGUGGUUCAUCAACGAUUGGCUAAAAAUAAAAUAACUCUUUAAUUGUGA